AUGAAAAUCUAUCACUUGGAUUACAUAUCAAUCUGGUUUUCAUUAAUUGUUCUUUUCAUCCCUAUUUCUUUAAUUUUUUUUUUCCUUUUUCUUUCUUUUUUUCUUUCUUUCUUUCUUUCUUUCUUUCUUUCUUUCUUUCUUUCUUUCUUUCUUUCACCUACCCACACUCACUCUUUCAUUCUUUUUUAUUUCUUUCAUUCUUUUUUUCUAUUUCUUUCUAUUUUUAUUUCGUUUUCUUUCUUUCUUUCUUUCUUUCUUUUUCUUUCAUUUCUCUUAUUUUUGUCUUUCUUACUUUCUUUUUUUCUUUUCCAUUCCUGUCAAUCAUUCUGUUCAUUUCUCUUGCCUUGGAUUUCUUUCUUUAUUUCUUUCUUUCUUUCUUUCUUUCUUUCUUUCUUUCUUUCUUUCUUUUUAUUUCUUUCAUUCUUUUUUUCUAUUUCUUUCUAUUUUAAUUUCGUUUUCUUUCUUUCUUUCUUUUUUUCUUUCUUUUUCUUUCAUUUCUCUUAUUUUUGUCUUUCUUACUUUCUUUCUUUUUUUCUUUUCCAUUCCUGUCAAUCAUUCUGUUCAUUUCUCUUGCCUUGGAUUUCUUUCUUUUUUCUUUCUUUCUUUCUUUCUUUCUUUUUGUCUAACCCUUUCCUCCCGUCACUCACUCAUAUUCUCAUUCUAGAUUUCUUUCAUUCUUUUUUUCUAUUUCUUUCUAUUUUAAUUUCGUUUUCUUUCUUUCUUUCUUUUUUUUUUCUUUUUUCUUUCAUUUCUCUUAUUUUUGUCUUUCUUACUUUCUUUCUUUUUUUCUUUUCCAUUCCUGUCAAUCAUUCUGUUCAUUUCUCUUGCCUUGGAUUUCUUUCUUUCUUUCUUUCUUUCUUUCUUUCUUUCUUUCUUUCUUUCUUUUGA
This is a messenger RNA of Acanthosepion pharaonis, 888 nucleotides long. Lineage: Eukaryota; Metazoa; Mollusca; Cephalopoda; Sepiida; Sepiidae. The record is from the annotation of a GenBank genome assembly.